UGCCUCAUUUCCUGGAAGGGAGCAGCCACUCGAACCUUGCCUCCCGCUUGAGCUGAAGCCCCACUCAGCCCAGCAUGGCCAACGAGCUGAUCCUUCAGCUACUUACAGUCUGGUCACUGUGUCACGCGAACAUCAUUCCAACUGUCCCCCCAGAUUUACUUCCCAAGCCAUGGCUGGGCAUCCAGCCAGCCACCAUUGUGAGCCCAGGGACCAACGUAACCUUGAGCUGCCAGGCACCGCAGCCCGCCUGGACGUUUGCACUCUUCAGAGCCGGAGAGGCGACUCUGCUCCAGAAUGCGUCUGAGGAGUUCUUCCUGGAGGAGGUGACCCCAGCCCAGGGGGGCGGCUACCACUGCCGCUACCAGGCUCCGGGCUGGGGGCUGGGCGUGUGGUCCCCACCCAGCAAUGCCCUGGAGCUGCUGGUGCUCGACCAGCUGCCCAGGCCAUCGCUGGUGGCGCUGCCUGGGCCGGUGGUGGCACCCGGAGCCAACGUGAGCCUGCGCUGUGCCGGUAGCCUGGGUGGCAUGAGCUUCGCGCUGUACCGCGUGGGCCUGCCCACCCCUCUCAGCUACAGCCACUCUGAGCAGCACUGGGCCGACUUCCCACUGCCCAGCACCCACGCCCCUGGCACCUACGUCUGUUACUACCACACGCCCUCUGCCCCCUAUGUACUGUCUCAGCGCAGCCAUCCCCUGGUCAUCAGGCCCGAUGGCUCCCGGAACUACACGCAGGGGAACGCGGCCCGCUUGGGAAUGGCCGGCUUGGUCCUUCUCAGCCUGGGCACGCUGGGCAUGUGGGAGUGGCGAGGCCGGAGCCGUCCCCCUCGGCCUCGGUCUGAGCCCCGGGCUGGGAGCCCCUCUGGACUGGACGUGGACACCACGGUGUGAGCGCGCUUGCUGUGGAUGGGGUGGACGAGCCAGCGUGGGCAGCCCCUGGGGCCACACAGGCCUGGCCGGAGGCCGCAGCCCUGCGUGUCCAGCGCCGAGAGGACAGCCGGACAGCUGCUUGGAGGGGCCAGUUCCGGCAGGACCCUGAAGGUGUCUGCGUGCACGUGGCGCUGGCACCUGCACUGUGCGGC
This is a messenger RNA of Sorex fumeus (smoky shrew), 1078 nucleotides long. RefSeq names its product osteoclast associated Ig-like receptor (gene OSCAR). Bases 75 to 887 code for a protein of 270 amino acids. NCBI's taxonomy places the organism in Eukaryota, Metazoa, Chordata, Mammalia, Eulipotyphla, Soricidae. Gene Ontology annotation, molecular function: collagen receptor activity. Gene Ontology annotation, cellular component: plasma membrane. The transcript is spliced from 5 exons. The record is from RefSeq and is a predicted model, not a curated record.